GUUGCAGAGUCCUUGAGCUCCACUCAAUGUGAACGUUGCUAUCUUAGAGGACUGAUCUCUGCUUGGACUUCAGCAGCUCCGGACUGUACCAGUGGUUGGAGGGGGGGAGAUUUUCCUGCAGCCACUGCACCGAAACUGCUCCGAAAUCCUCUUUUUACCUACCUCUCCCACUUCUCAUCCGCCUCCUCCGAAAAUGUCAUCGGUACAAGUCAUUUACCACCAGAAGAUCCACAAUUAUCAUCUGAAUUCCGUGUUCCCCAAGGAUGACCUGCCAGCUGUGAAAGAACCUUUCGAGAACUGCUACCAAGUGGGUCCUGUCAUCGGUACCGGGGGAUUCGGUACGGUCUACUCUGGUGUCCGGAUCUCCGAUAAACUACCUGUUGCGAUCAAGCAUGUGUCUAGGGAUCGGAUCGGAGAGAUGAAGCACAUGAAUGGAACACUGGUUCCCCUUGAAAUCUAUCUUCUCAAGAAAGUGUCAAACGGCUGCCGCGGCGUCAUCCGGCUGCUGGACUGGUACGAGAGACCAGACGGCUUCAUCAUCAUCAUGGAACGGCCGGAGCCCGUGCAGGACUUGUUUGAUUUCAUCACAGAAAGGGGCGCUUUGGGAGAAGAACUGGCUUCCAAUUUUUUCCGGCAGGUAGUGGAAGCUGUGCGCCACUGCCACUCCUGCGAUGUUGUCCACCGGGACAUCAAAGAUGAGAAUAUCUUGGUGGAUCUCAGAACGGCGGAGCUGAAGCUGAUAGACUUUGGGUCUGGUGCUCUUCUCCGGGAUGCUGUGUACACAGACUUUGACGGUACACGAGUAUACAGCCCUCCAGAGUGGAUCCGGUUCCACAAGUACCACGGAAAGUCUGCCACGGUGUGGUCCCUGGGCAUCUUGCUUUACGACAUGGUCUGCGGAGACAUUCCCUUUGAACACGACGAUGAAAUUCUGAAGGGCAAGAUCCAGUAUCGCUGCAGGGUGUCUAGAGAGUGCCAACAUCUGAUCGAGUGGUGUUUAUCCAAGAGACCCUCAGACAGACCAUCUCUGGAGCAAAUCCUGGCUCAUCCCUGGAUGUCUCAGGAUAACUUCCUUGAUAAAAAAGACAAUGGCAAAGUUUCACGAAAGCUUGACCAAGAGGCCACCACCACAAGCAAGGACAGCCUCUGAUCACCUAAAGAGACACUCCCUGAGUGAAAUGGGAUGGAUCUGAGAUGCAGUCCCUAAAAGGAUGGGCUGGCGUGGACCUGUGCACCCAGUCUGCAAGCUGGGAUUCCCACGGGGACAGAAGGAGCUGUCCCACCAGAGCAAGAGAUACCUCAUGGGAUCCCAGAAAAGGGACUUCUGCCUAGACAUGUGGUGACCUCAGACUGUGAUACUUACCUUGGUGGUUCCUCCUCCUUUCUAAAAGAUGGACUUUGAAGGUGUGAGGAGAGAUGAGAAGGGUUUGGGGCCCUGUGUAGCCCUUGUUGGGGUUGAAAGAGCAAUCAUACAAUGCAUUUUGUUUAUCUACUUAUCCCUGUAACAUCAUGGGUUUUUAAUCUGCCGACGGCACGGGUUUUCUUUUUGAAUUUUUUUAACCAUCCCUAAGUAUUUGCUCAUUUUGAAUGUGCAUUCACUUCCAAUUUACAUCAGGGGGGGAGUAGUCCCUUUUUCUCUGUUGGCCUAUGCUAUCAUUUAGUAACACCACCCACCCAACAGAGAAAAAUAAUAGAAAUAUUCUAUAUUGAUGAUAUCUUGGUACUUCCUGCUUGCACAGAGCCAAUGAUUUACCUUGAAUGCACCUUUUCAAAAUGCUGUUUUGAUAAAUACAAAGACUUGAUGUGGAAAAUUGCAGGUUUUGCACUGUCGUUGCCCGCUGUAGAUUUAGUGCAGGUUCUGAGAACAGAGCGUGGAGAGCAGUCAUUGGCUCUGUGAGUGCAAGGAACUUGUGUUUCAAUUUUUUUUUUUUUUUUUUUAAACCCAUUGUGCAGUAUGGAGAGCUGGAAAUGUCUUAAACAAGCAGUGAAACGUACAAUGCUGAACACAAUCUUGUGGAGUUACAAUGCUUGUUUUUUCUGUGUUAACUCUGUGUGCAACCUUGCUGCUGGUGAGGGUUAAUUUAAAUCUUCCUCAGGGAAUCGAAUGCCAGACCGGUUUUACUGGCCGAACCUGACUUUUUUCCUAGUCUUGUCAGGGAAUCGAUGACUCUUCCGAAAAAGAAAAAAAAAACCUAUUCCACGCCUUGAGUGAGGAUGUGUGUAAUUCAUUUAGUGCUUCAGAAACUGAAAAAACAGCCAGUGCUAUAGAUUUAGUGUUCUCCAAAAUUUUUGGGCUUUUUCCCUCCCAUUGCCUUAGGUUAAAUGUCUGUCAACAAUAUUAGUUUUCAAUUGGUCUGACCUUCUCCCUUUUGUUUUUAUCUUUACCUGGCUUCUGGGAAUUGUAGUUUAACAACCCGGUAGUCCUACAGUCCAAUGCCUUUCUAUUAUGUUUGUAGGGAUCAGAUCAUUCUUGUAAUAGGACAAGCAUUGAAUAUACUAGAGUAUUCCUCUAACAGGAAUGUGAGAACACUCCUUAUUCCAAUAUUCAGUGCAAUAGAAUGGGGGUGAGGCAGUAAGGCCGUUCUGCUAUCUACCCAAUUAAAUAGGGAGGGGAUUGCUGCAGGUGGAGAUGGGCUCACUGCACAGCAGGGAAUUAAAUGGAUCAAUCUGAUAAAGCACAGCCAUGCCUCUUCCUGAUUAUAUAUGUCACCCCCAGGCAGACAUUGGCCAAAUUUGGACAGAGAAAAUUAAGUGCAUUCUUCAAUGGAAUCUAUAUGCUGCUUUGGUUUUCUGCAGAUGGGGGAGGGUGGGACUAAAUCCUGAAAAGAGAAACCUCGUUUACAUCAGGGUUGGGCAGAUGCAGCUGAACUGGCAUCACAUAACAGGCAUUUGGGAGGCUGUUGUAGUUCAGCUACAUCUGAAGGGCUGCUGGCUCCCCCCACUCCUGGUUUACAUUGUGGGAUCUCUAGGUUGGGAAAAGAGCUCUGUCGAUUGAUCUGUUGGACAAAUUAAGAUAUGGUCUGUCGGUCGGUAUCUUCCACUGACCAGAUCGUACCAUAGACCAGGGACUCCAUCUUCAGUCCUGCAGCUACUUUGCAACCGCAGCUUCAGGAUAUCUGGGGCUUGGGGGGUAGCAGAACAGCUGAAUACUUGAAGGAUCCCUAUCCUUAUUAUUGACUUGAGUUUUGUCUGCCCAAAACAAAAAAGCUUGCACAGCAGCACAACCUGGUUGGCAAAGCUGAUUCCUGCAGUUAUGAAAGGGUUAUUAAUCCUUUCCUAAUCAAUCAUUCCCAUGUCCGCUAAGAAAAAAAAAAAAAACACGUAACUCUUUGCUGUCCAAAGACACAAGCUGCAAAGGUCCACCUGGCGAAAGGGUUAAGAGAUUUUCUUUUGGGUAUAUCCUGUACCUUUUAUGCAGUGUUCACUGGUUAUGUCCUAAUUUAUUUAAUUUAAUCUGUGUAAAACUUCAUGCCUUUUCAUUAGUAUCUAUUUUGUUCAAGGAAAAGAAACUUUAUUUAUGAUAGAGACCUUUUUUUGGGGGGUUUCCAUUUGAAAUAUGAACUGAACGGUAUUUAUAAAAAGAAAUUUUGUUAUAUUCUGGAGAUCAGAUUUUUUUUGCCUUUGGUCAGUUUUAUUUAAGUGUUAAUUUUAUCUAUUUCUUUUAAUAAAAUUUUUUUUUACCAAGUA
Xenopus laevis (African clawed frog) is the source of this 3687-nucleotide messenger RNA. It is a transcript of the gene pim1.L, whose product is annotated as Pim-1 proto-oncogene, serine/threonine kinase L homeolog. The record is from RefSeq and is a predicted model, not a curated record. Gene Ontology annotation, cellular component: cytoplasm. NCBI's taxonomy places the organism in Eukaryota, Metazoa, Chordata, Amphibia, Anura, Pipidae. Gene Ontology annotation, molecular function: transferase activity; nucleotide binding; protein serine kinase activity. Gene Ontology annotation, biological process: regulation of mitotic cell cycle; negative regulation of apoptotic process. The transcript is spliced from 6 exons. Bases 194 to 1150 code for a protein of 318 amino acids.